Messenger RNA from Acomys russatus (golden spiny mouse), 3702 nucleotides. It is a transcript of the gene Asap2, whose product is annotated as ArfGAP with SH3 domain, ankyrin repeat and PH domain 2. The record is from RefSeq and is a predicted model, not a curated record. NCBI's taxonomy places the organism in Eukaryota, Metazoa, Chordata, Mammalia, Rodentia, Muridae. The transcript is spliced from 28 exons. Gene Ontology annotation, biological process: positive regulation of GTPase activity. Gene Ontology annotation, molecular function: GTPase activator activity; protein binding. Gene Ontology annotation, cellular component: cytoplasm. The coding region runs from base 72 to 3080 and encodes 1002 amino acids.
GCGGCGGCGGAGUCGGAGCCCGCGCCCUGGGCGACUGAGGCGGCGGCGGUUCGCGCCCGGGUGCCGCGGCGAUGCCGGACCAGAUCUCCGUGUCGGAAUUCGUGGCCGAGACCCAUGAGGACUACAAGGCGCCCACGGCCUCUAGCUUCACCACGCGCACGGCCCAGUGCCGGAACACCGUGGCGGCCAUCGAGGAGGCUCUGGACGUGGACCGGAUGGUUCUCUACAAAAUGAAGAAAUCGGUGAAGGCAAUCAAUAUCUCUGGGCUGGCACACGUGGAGAAUGAGGAACAGUACACCCAGGCUCUGGAGAAGUUCGGUGGCAACUGCGUGUGCAGAGAUGACCCAGACUUAGGAAGCGCGUUUCUGAAGUUCUCUGUGUUCACCAAGGAGUUGACGGCACUCUUCAAAAAUCUGAUUCAGAAUAUGAACAACAUCAUCUCGUUCCCUUUGGACAGUUUGCUGAAAGGAGACUUGAAAGGAGUAAAAGGGGACCUGAAGAAACCCUUUGAUAAAGCUUGGAAGGACUAUGAAACGAAAAUAACCAAAAUAGAAAAAGAGAAAAAGGAACACGCCAAGCUCCAUGGGAUGAUCCGUACUGAAAUAAGCGGGGCUGAAAUUGCAGAGGAGAUGGAAAAGGAAAGACGGUUCUUCCAGCUGCAGAUGUGUGAGUACCUGCUGAAGGUCAAUGAAAUCAAGGUUAAAAAGGGAGUGGAUUUGCUUCAGAAUCUGAUCAAGUACUUCCACGCCCAGUGCAAUUUUUUCCAGGACGGACUGAAAGCAGUAGAAAGCCUCAAGCCUUCCAUUGAGACGCUCUCCACCGACCUGCACACAAUCAAACAGGCCCAGGAUGAGGAACGACGACAGCUCAUGCAGCUUCGAGAUAUUUUGAAGUCAGCAUUGCAGGUUGAACAGAAAGAGGACUCACAACUUCGCCAGAGUACAGCCUACAGCUUACACCAACCUCAGGGGAACAAGGAACACGGGACAGAGCGGAACGGGAACCUCUACAAGAAGAGCGACGGGAUCCGGAAAGUGUGGCAGAAGAGGAAGUGUUCCGUCAAAAAUGGCUUCCUGACCAUAUCCCACGGCACCGCUAACCGGCCACCUGCCAAGCUCAACCUGUUAACCUGCCAGGUGAAGACCAAUCCUGAGGAGAAGAAGUGUUUCGACCUCAUCUCACAUGACAGGACGUACCACUUCCAAGCAGAAGACGAACAGGAAUGUCAGAUAUGGAUGUCUGUGCUACAGAACAGCAAGGAGGAAGCUCUGAACAACGCAUUUAAGGGCGAUGACAACACGGGAGAAAAUAACAUCGUCCAAGAGCUGACCAAGGAGAUCAUCUCGGAGGUGCAGAGGAUGACGGGCAAUGACGUGUGCUGCGACUGUGGGGCACCAGAUCCGACGUGGCUCUCCACCAACCUGGGCAUCCUGACUUGCAUCGAGUGCUCUGGGAUCCACCGGGAGCUGGGGGUUCAUUACUCCAGGAUGCAGUCCCUGACCUUAGAUGUAUUGGGAACAUCUGAGCUUCUGCUUGCCAAGAAUAUUGGGAAUGCAGGCUUUAACGAGAUCAUGGAGUGUUGCCUGCCGUCUGAGGACCCAGUCAAACCCAACCCAGGCAGCGACAUGAUCGCAAGGAAGGACUACAUCACAGCCAAGUACAUCGAGAGGAGAUACGCAAGGAAAAAGCACGCCGACACCUCGGCGAAGCUCCACCGGCUCUGCGAGGCUGUCAAGACCAGAGACAUUUUUGGGUUACUCCAAGCUUAUGCUGACGGUGUGGACCUGACAGAAAAGAUCCCGCUGGCCAAUGGGCAUGAGCCAGAUGAGACGGCCCUCCACCUUGCAGUCAGAUCUGUAGACCGGACAUCCCUUCACAUUGUAGACUUUCUGGUCCAGAACAGUGGGAACCUGGAUAAACAGACGGGCAAGGGCAGCACGGCCCUGCACUACUGCUGCCUGACUGACAACGCCGAAUGCCUCAAGCUCCUCCUGCGGGGAAAGGCCUCCAUCGAGAUAGCCAAUGAGUCAGGAGAGACGCCAUUGGACAUCGCCAAGAGGCUCAAGCAUGAACACUGUGAGGAACUGCUGACUCAGGCCUUGUCAGGAAGGUUUAAUUCCCACGUUCACGUCGAGUAUGAGUGGCGGCUGCUGCACGAGGACCUGGACGAGAGCGACGAUGACGUGGACGAGAAGCUCCAGCCUAGUCCCAACCGGCGGGAGGACCGGCCCGUCAGCUUUUACCAGCUGGGGUCCAGCCAGUUUCAGUCCAAUGCUGUGUCUUUGGCCAGAGAUACCACAAACCUCACCAAGGACAAGCAGAGGGGCUUCGGGCCCAGCAUCUUGCAGAAUGAGACCUACGGAGCCAUCCUGAGCGGCAGCCCACCCUCCUCCCAGUCGAUACCCGCCAGCACCACCAGCGCACCCCCACUCCCACCUCGGAAUGUUGGUGGCAAAGUUCAGACAGCCACCUCGGCUAACACCCUGUGGAAGACAAACUCUGUAGGUGUGGACGGUGUCAGCAGGCAGCGAUCUUCGUCAGAUCUGCCAGCUGUCCACCCACCGCUGCCCCCUCUGCGAAUGACAUCUACCAAUACCCUGACCUCCACACCACCCCCUUCUGUGACUAAGACAUCAAGCACACUAGAAGCCAUGAGCCAGCCAAGCAAGUCCUCCCAACCCGGGGUCUCGCAGAGCAAGCCCCCGCCCCUGCCGCCCCAGCCACCCAGCCGCCUGCCUCAGAAGAAACCAGCUUCCGGGACUGACAAGCCAUCCCCACUUAUCAACAAAGGCCAGCCAAGAGGACCUGAAACUUCUUCGGGCCCUCUGUCCAACACCAUGGCCCUCCAGCCCCCAGCCCCCAUGCCUAGGAAGUCACAGGCGACCAAGUCAAAACCCAAGCGAGUCAAAGCACUCUACAACUGCGUGGCUGACAACCCGGACGAGCUGACUUUCUCUGAGGGGGAUGUGAUCAUUGUGGAUGGGGAAGAGGAUCAGGAGUGGUGGAUCGGCCACAUCGACGGAGACCCCAGCCGCAAAGGAGCCUUUCCCGUGUCAUUUGUGCACUUUAUCGCUGACUAAACAGCUACUGAACAAAAGCCUUUGUUUAACCGUUACGUUUCAUUUUGUUAUUGGUACCAAGACCAGCCAUAGACAGUCUCGAUCGUGCUGUAUGGCAGCCCAUCUUCUCAUAAUACUGUCCUGUUCUGAAAACUCAAAGGCAUUUUUAUAUAUAAGCAGAUUGUUUUUAUAGGUUGUGGUUUUCAUGCAACAUUGCUAUACUUUUACUAGGAAAAGCAGAAUUUCCUAAAAAGGGGGAAUGAGGAGCUAUUUUAACUAUAUACCCAGGAUCCUGCAUUUCCAGGAGUAGCUUAGCCUAAAAAAAAAAAAAAAAAAGCUUAAACAAAUUUGGGGGAUUCUUACAGCUUUCCUUAGCCCAAUUCUGACAUUGUUACCUUGUUUAGCACAGUCAGUUUAGCAAGCCAAUACCAUGGUGCUUCCGAGUCUGUCGCCCUGCCCUGGACUCUGUCCACAAACGCCAUCCACUCACCUCGAAAGACAUAGGUUCCUUUGAAACUCAGCCAGUGUUUGUUUAGAGCGGCCUGGCAAAGCUUACACGUUAACCUUGUGCUUUUCUGCACCUGUGAGGUGGCAGCUGCCACCAUCUCCUGCAUGUACGUAUGACCGUUGUGAACAGUCAUAC